Messenger RNA from Populus trichocarpa (black cottonwood), 2967 nucleotides. RefSeq lists its product as uncharacterized. NCBI's taxonomy places the organism in Eukaryota, Viridiplantae, Streptophyta, Magnoliopsida, Malpighiales, Salicaceae. Gene Ontology annotation, molecular function: GTPase activator activity. The record is from RefSeq and is a predicted model, not a curated record. Gene Ontology annotation, biological process: activation of GTPase activity. The transcript is spliced from 11 exons. Bases 261 to 2348 code for a protein of 695 amino acids.
GUCUUUUUUCUUUUCUUAUUUUCUUCUCUCUUUUUUUAAAAAAACAAAUUCUUCGUAAAUGGCGACGGAGGACACCAAACUCCUCCUCCUUCUCCUCCUCCUCCUCUUCCUCCUAUCUUCUUCGUCUUCACCAUUCUCCGCGAUCUCACUUUUCUUCUCCAGUUGUUGAGUUUGUCAGUUAAUUACACGGCGAUGAUAUUUAGGAAGGACUAAGAAAUAUAAUUAGAGAGAGAGAGAAAAGGAGGAUUUUUUUGGUGUAGAUGUCUGGUGGAGAGAGAGAGGAGAAGCAAUGGAAAUGUGGAAAAGCGAUAUCGGUGGUGAAUUUACAGAGAGUAGGAACAAUGGUGAAGGAUAUGAGAGAGCCUUGUCUUUCUCAAUCACCUAUAAAGGUUGUUAUAACUGUAAGCAAAAUGCUUAAGCCGGAGAAAUGGGAGUCGACUUUUGAUAGUAAUGGAAAGGUUUCGGGUUUUCGGAAAGCACUCAAGUUGAUAGUUUUGGGGGGUGUGGAUCCAUCUAUUAGGCCAGAAGUUUGGGAAUUUCUACUUGGCUGUUAUGCACUGGGAACCACUUCCGAGUCCCGGAGUCAGCUUAGGACAGCGAGGAGGGAACGGUACAAAGACCUCAUUGAACAAUGUCAAACAAUGCAUUCAAGUAUAGGAACCGGUGCCCUUGCAUUUGUUGUGGGGUCCAAAGUUAUGGAUAUGAGGACAUCAUCCAAGGAUAAUGGGUCAAGGGAAGCUACAGUCAAAAGUAGACGAACUUCUGUAGAUGCUAUUAACAUAUUAGAGAAUUAUAGUAAUUGGAAUAAUAACUGUACAGAUACAGCAUGCACAUGUGCCAGGGAAAGUUCUAGUGAUUCUGCUGGGCUUGUCAGUGUGAGGGGAAGCUCAGAUAGUGCAGCAUGUGAUUCUUGUUUUAUACCUUCUUCAGGCCCGCUCAAUAGUGGUUCCUCAAAAGGAGGUGGAGAGGCUUAUGGAUCAGAGUAUGUAGCAGAGAGUUAUUUUGAUUUUCCUCCUUUACCUGUCACUGAUUUGUUUGACAAGAGAGAAGAUAAGAAAGAAAGUUGUGUGCAUGAUGACAGACCACCUACACAAAGAAAAUUGAGAUUUGAAGAUGACAGGAUGCACAGUUUUCAAAUUAAUAAUAAUGUAGAUUUAAUUAUGGAAUCCCUUGGGGAACCAUCUAACCAUACUUCAUCUCAGAAGAAAUCUGAAAUUGAAUUAGUUCACCAAGAGGACCAUGUACCGGUAUUACAGUCCAACAAUCUGGGUUAUGAGAAAGGAAUAGUGAACAAAUUGAGAAUAGUGGAUGUUCCUGACACACCAUUGUUAAAUGCAACAUCCAAUGGAGGGGCUGCUGGUGUGGGCAGUGUGUCCGAAUGGCUCUGGACAUUGCAUCGAAUAGUUGUUGAUGUUGUAAGAACAGAUACGCAUCUUGAAUUCUAUGAGGAUAAGAGAAAUUUAGCUAGGAUGUCUGAUAUCCUUGCUGUCUAUGCAUGGGUUAAUCCAGCUACUGGUUAUUGUCAAGGCAUGAGCGAUCUGCUGUCUCCUUUUGUUGUUCUCUUUGAGGACAAUGCUGAUGCAUUUUGGUGCUUUGAGAUGCUUCUACGGAGAAUGCGAGAAAAUUUUCAGAUGGAAGGACCAACUGGAGUCAUGAAGCAGUUGCAAGCAUUGUGGCAUAUCUUGGAACUCACAGACAAGGAAAUGUUUGCACACCUAUCACGUAUAGGUGCUGAAAGCCUCCAUUUUGCAUUCCGGAUGUUGAUGGUUCUCUUCCGCCGAGAGUUAUCUUUUAGUGAAGCUCUUCGGAUGUGGGAGAUGAUGUGGGCUGCUGAUUUUGAUGAAUCUGUCGUGUGUGAUUUAGAGGAGAAUUGUCUGGAGGCACUGGUGCUCAAUCUUCCAAGGGAUUCUGGAGGAGAUAUAAGAGAGGAAAGCGUUGAAAAUAGUGAUGGUAGUUCAAGAGAUGGUUCACAAUCAAAGCAUGGACAUGUUGAGCACUCUUCGUCUGACAACACUGGAAUAAAGUCUGCAUCAACUUAUCACUUUUGUGGUUUCACAAGGAAUUUUUGGUCAAGAAAUUACCACGUGCAGAUUAACACCAACAUGAUCUCAUCAACUAAGAAUGGGGAUGAUGAAUUACCUGUUUUCUGUGUUGCGGUUAUUCUCAUCAUGAACCGUCAAAAAAUAAUAAAAGAAACUCGUUCGAUUGAUGAUAUGAUAAAGAUUUUCAAUGAUAGGCUGCUCAGUAUACAUGUUAAAAGAUGCAUAAGCGCAGCAAUUAAACUGCGGAAGAAAUAUUUUUACAAGCUGAUGAAAAGCAAGACCCAUGGAGUCCAGAAUGGUGAAUAGUACUGCCUUUUUUAGUAUAGAUUUCACUGACAGAAGCACCAUGUUGGCACUUGGAGAUGGUAGCAGUAGUCUGGGAUGCUGAGUUUGAGCAUGGCUCAACAACAUUUUGUUACUUGGAUCAUUUAUGAUGGAGUUGUUUAAAGAAAAGUGCUGUUGCCAUUCAAAGAUAUUGUUCAGUUGAUUGUACUUUCAUUAUCAAAAGGUGCCAGCAAGAUCAACUUUGGUGCAUCCAGGUUCUUAUUAACUGCUAUGAUACUUCUCACAGGUUAGGUGAACGGAUUUUUUCUUUCUUCUUUUCCAUAGAUCAUUAUACCAUAUAUUUAGAGAGCAUGUUAUUGUAAAAAAAAAAAAAGUUGUUAGAGAGGGAUCAAAUUGUGUGUUGUCAAUUUUGAUUUCCUUGUUCUUUUUUCAAAUGGAGUUUAAAAUGAAAACUAAAAAUUAUUGAAAGUGACCAACAAUUGCAAUUGCCUAAAUGCAAUUGACGAGUUCUUAAACUUGAGCUGGAGUUGUGUAAUUAAAUGUGUGGAAAGAUUUUUUUUUUUUUUUCAGGCACUUAUUUGUAUCCUCAAUCCUUGACACAACAAUAUCAUUUAAUUGAAAAUAUUUUUAUGAUGACAAA